GUGAACAACGAGGCACCUCUAAUUUACAUUGGAAUAACGACUUUAAAGCAAAAUCACCGUUUGGAAAUAGAUUAAGCAAGGUCGACCGACACAUUUGAGAUAAUUUGCGAAGAAGUUACACCUGAAUAUAAAAGAACAACAACAACAAGAAGAACAAUAUCAACAAGAAAAACAACAACAUCAGCAGCAGCAACAACAAUAACAACAACAACAACUACAGCUGUAGAAACAAUAACGACAACACCAUUUACUUCUACUUCAAAGGCAACAACGACAACAAAAAAGCAUUCUGUUACAACCAUACCUUCAAUUGCUACAUUUCCAAGGAGAACAUCAACAAUAUCUUCACCAGAAACUGUCACUGCAUUUUCCACAACUGUUAAACCUGUAGCAACAAUACCCAUGACCACGAGUCGGACACCUAUUGAGCCAAGAACUACUUCAGCCCCAUUGGCGAACACUACGGACAAAACUACUCAAGUAUUUGCGGUGGUGGUAGCUGUUCCGAUAGCAUGUGUGUUAGUUGUUAUGUUGGCUGUGUCCACCGCAUGCUUCUUCAAGGAACGAAGAAAACGAAUGGAAGCUGAAAACGGAAAUACUAACACAAGUGUCAUGGACAGUACCUCAAGUCUGCAAGAGUUUCCAUCAGAACGAGUGUAUGAUACCAUCGGUAAAACAAACAAUCCUGAGGGUAACUACAAUAUAGGAACACGCGAUAUAACGAACAAUUCAGCUUGUGUUAAUAUGGAAGGUGCGCCAGUAGCCCAUGUACCACAAACCAAUACUGACGCUGACAUAAGCGGCCAAAAUUGUGCCGCUGGACAUGGCUACGAUACACUUCAACACUCUCCCUACCAGAACACAGAAACUAGUGGUGGACAGUGUAAUGUUUACAACGAGCUCAUGCUUUGAUUUCGUUGUCUUUAAAUUGUAAAUCAAUUUCGAGGCCAAUGUGCAUUUUAUGAUCAUUUUAUUUUAUUACCAUUAAAUUUUAUUAUCAUAAUUUGGUGCCAAAGCACGAUUUCCUCAAUGCACAACUUGUGAAACAAUA
Messenger RNA from Mya arenaria, 1051 nucleotides. RefSeq lists its product as uncharacterized. The transcript has 3 exons. The coding region runs from base 403 to 912 and encodes 169 amino acids. NCBI's taxonomy places the organism in Eukaryota, Metazoa, Mollusca, Bivalvia, Myida, Myidae. The record is from RefSeq and is a predicted model, not a curated record.